Camelus dromedarius (Arabian camel) is the source of this 339-nucleotide messenger RNA. RefSeq names its product colipase (gene CLPS). The coding region runs from base 1 to 339 and encodes 112 amino acids. NCBI's taxonomy places the organism in Eukaryota, Metazoa, Chordata, Mammalia, Artiodactyla, Camelidae. The record is from RefSeq and is a predicted model, not a curated record. Gene Ontology annotation, cellular component: extracellular region. The transcript has 3 exons. Gene Ontology annotation, molecular function: enzyme activator activity; lipase binding. Gene Ontology annotation, biological process: positive regulation of catalytic activity; response to food; lipid catabolic process.
AUGGAGAAGGUCCUUGUUCUUCUGCUGGUCGCCCUCACAGUAGCCUAUGCGGUUCCCGACCCCCGGGGAAUCAUUAUCAACCUGGAUGCAGGCGAACUCUGCCUGAACAGUGUCCAGUGCAAGAGCAAGUGCUGCCACCGUGAAACCGGCCUGAGCCUGGCCCGCUGCGCACCCAAGGCCAGCGAGAACAGCGAGUGCUCCUCUUGGACACUCUAUGGGGUUUACUACAAGUGUCCCUGUGAGAGGGGCCUGACCUGUGAGGUGGACAAGACCAUCGUGGGCUCCAUCACCAACACCAACUUUGGCAUCUGCCUCGAUGUUGGAAGUUCCAGUGAGUGA